AUGAUGGAUGUUAAUAGUUGUCCACGUUGUAGAUGUUAUAUAUUUGAUUGUGCAUGCUCUCCAUUAUCAACGUCGGACAAAACACAAUCUUUACAAAAUUCAAAUAAGUCAACAAGUAGCUUAGUAACAGAUGCAAACAUGGAUUCUCGAAAUGUUCGUAAAUCGUAUUCGUCUGAUUACGCUAGUCUAAUUCAAUUUUUGAAAAACGAAGUUGACAAUGAAAGUGCAACGUCCACUUUACAAACAAACACAUCACCUUCUAUUUCAGAAAUAUCUGACGAAAAUUUCAUUCACAUGCCAGUUUCAACUCCUCAACAUCGAUUACAACAUCAACAAAAUAUUUCAUCUUCCUCAAUAAAUAAUAAUAUCGAAAAUUUAUGUAAAUGGUAUCUGGAUUCAAGAAAUUAUUCAAAAUGUUUACAUUUAGAUAGUGGUCUAUGUGAUAUAUUAGAUCUUUAUCGUAUUAAAGAACGAACAAUUCAAGAUAUUAUUGCUGAACAAAACAUCGAUUCAAUUCGUAUUCUUGAAUCUCCUCAAGUAUUACCAAUUAAAAUAUCUGAAUUAUUCAAAAGAGAAAAUAGUUAUAUAAUUCCAAAUGAUGUUAUUGAUAUUCGAUCAUUACUGACUAAUUAUGAGGGUGCACACUGGUUUAAAUUAGAGGCCAUUUUAUGUACACACAAUAAAAAUGAUAUUUUAUAUUAUAAAUAUUCAAAAACAAAACAAUGGUAUUAUUAUCAAUCAAAAACGAAAGAUCUGGUAAAAUUAGACGAUAAAUUAAAUAAACAAAUCAUUCGAUUAUGUACAAAUACAUGUGCAAAAGAUGUUGAAUCUGUGGGUUUUCUUAUCGAUAUAUUACUAACAGAUGCCGUUAAAUACUUUUAUGUACAAUCAAAAUAA
This is a messenger RNA of Didymodactylos carnosus, 897 nucleotides long. The record is from the annotation of a GenBank genome assembly. Lineage: Eukaryota; Metazoa; Rotifera; Eurotatoria; Philodinida; Philodinidae.